Vicia faba (fava bean) is the source of this 5298-nucleotide messenger RNA. The record is from the annotation of a GenBank genome assembly. NCBI's taxonomy places the organism in Eukaryota, Viridiplantae, Streptophyta, Magnoliopsida, Fabales, Fabaceae.
AUGGCGGCUUUGUUGCAUUCUGACUCGAGGCGGUUAUAUUCGUGGUGGUGGGAUAGUCAUAUUAGCCCGAAGAAUUCAAAAUGGCUUCAGGAAAAUCUUACGGACAUGGAUGCGAAAGUCAAAGCAAUGAUCAAGCUUAUUGAAGAGGACGCGGACUCGUUUGCAAGAAGGGCGGAGAUGUACUAUAAGAAGCGGCCGGAACUCAUGAAAUUAGUUGAGGAGUUCUACCGAGCAUACCGUGCAUUAGCGGAGAGAUACAAUCAUGCAACGGGGGAGCUACGCCAGGCUCAUAGAACGAUGGCAGAGGCAUUUCCCAACCAAGAACAUUUUCUGCUGAAUGACGAUUCGCCGUGUAGUUCUUCAGGUGAGCCACACACGCCUGAAAUGCCACAGCCGAUUCGUACAUUCUUAGAUCAAGUUGAAGGACAGAAAGACGCGUUAGGUCUAAGCAGAAAGGGUCUAAAACAGCUGAAUGAGAUCUUUGGGUUUUCUCCGGCUGAAAAACAGGCGAAUGCGAAGGUCCAGAACAAUUCUGAGUCUGACUCUGAGCAUGCAGGGAGAGCAGAAAUUGAACUUGAAGCCUUACGGAAAACGCUAGCAGAUGUACAGCUUGACAAAGAUUCUAUCCUUCUUCAGUAUCAGAAGAGUUUGGAAAGUUUAUCCGAAUUGGAAAAAGAGCUUAAUAAGGCGCGAAAUGUAUCUGAAGGCCUUGAUGAACAAGCAAUCAAAGCAGAAAUUGAAAUCGGAAUAUGGAAGGAAGCCCUAGCAGAGGUAAAGUCCAAGAAGGAUACUGGUCUAGUUCAAUAUGACCGAUGUCUGGAAAGGAUAGCUAGCCUGGAGGCUAUGUUAUCUUCGGCUCAGCUGGAAGCUAAGGGGCAUGACGAGAGAGCCGCUAAAGCAGAAACCGAAGCUAAAAGUCUAAAGGAAGAACUUGCCAGGCUGGAAGCUGAGAAGGAUGCUGGCCGUCUUCAGUAUGAAAAAUCUCUUGAAAAGAUAUCGGUUUUGGAGUCUAAAAUUAAUCUUGCCGAGGAGAAUUCAAGGAUGCUAACUGAGAAAAUUGAAAGAGCAGAGGUCGAAGUUAAAGCAUUGAAGGAAAAGGUUACCGAACUGAAUGAAGAGAAAGAAGCUGUAGCUCUCAUGUACAAGCAAUGCUUGGAGAAAUUAUCUUCAAUGGAGAGUGAAAUUUUGCACGCUCAUGAAACUUCUGAACGGCUGAAUAGAGAAAUUAAGCUAGGCGCUGAAAAACUCAAAACUGCGGAAAAAAACUGUGACACGUUGGAGAAAUCAAAUCGAUCUCUUCAGCUAGAGGCUGACAAUCUAGUGCAGAAGAUUUCUAUAAAAGAUCGAGAGCUUCUAGAGAAGCAUAAUGAGUUUGAGAGGAUGCAGACUCUGAUGCAGGAAGAGCAUUCUCGUUUUCUUCAAAUUGAGUCUACUCUUCAUUCUCUGCAAAAAUCGUACUCUCAGUCACAAGAUGAGCAAAGAUCUCUAGCCUUGGAGCUUAAACACGGGCUUCAGCUGUUGGAGGACUUGGAACAUUCGAAAAAAGGUUUUAAAGAAGAAAUGCAACAUAUUGUGGAAGAAAACAAGACUUUGCAUGUGCUUAACUUGGCAGCCACUGGAACUGUAAAAGAUCAGCAAAUGGAAAUUUCGAAGUUGAAAGAGAUCAAAGAGAAUCUGGAACGGGAGUUUGUUGUGAAAGUUGAAGAAAGCAAUUAUCUUCUACAUGAAUCUCGUCAAAUAAAGGACGAGAUCCAUGGCUUGAAUAAUAGAUACCGGGCUAUACUGGAAGAUCUAGAGUCCGUAGGUUUGAAUCCUAAAUGUUUUGCAGCAUCGGUGAUGGAUUUACAAAAGGAGAACUUGAAACUAAAGGAGGUAUGCAAAGUCGAACAAGAUGAGAAAGAAGCUCUUCGUGAAAAGUCUAAGGAUAUGGAUAAAGUUUUGAAUGAAAAAGCUGUUGUGCAAUGUUCCCUAUCAAGUUUGAAUGAUGAGGUAAAUGGACUAAGAGAUACCGUGAAGAAAUUUCAAGAGUCGUGCCAUGUUCUGAAGGAAGAAAAAUCCGGUCUUGUUGGUGAGAAAUCGGCUUUACUGUCACAGUUGCAAAUUAUCACUGAAAGUAUGCAGAAGUUAAUGGAGAAGAAUGCCUUGCUGGAAAGUUCCCUCUCUGAUUCAAAGAUCGAGCUUGAAGGUUUAAGGGCUAAAUCGAGUAGCUUGGAAGAAUUCUGCAAUCUGCUGAAUAACGAGAAGUCUAAUCUUGUUAAGGAAAGAACCGUUCUGGUAUCUCAAUUGGAGAGCGUUGAAGAGAAAUUAAGUAACCUUGAAAAACGGUUUACUAAACUCGAGGAAAAAUAUUCUUAUAUGGAGAAAGACAAAGAAAGCAAAGCUAAUCAAGUAGAAGAACUUCAUGCUUUGCUUUCAGCACAAAAAGCCAAGCAUGCUAAUCAUAAACAUUCGAGUGAAUCCCGAUUGGCUAAUUUGGAGAAUCUCGUUCUUGGGCUACAAGAAGAGCGACAGAUGGGGAAGGUAGAAUUUGAACAAGAGCUUGAUAAAGCCGUAAAUGCUCAAGUUGAGAUGUUUAUUUUGCAAAAAUGUAUGGAAGAUUUGGAGCAGAAGAAUAUGGGCCUAUUAUUUGAAUGUCAAAAACAUGUUGAGGCGUCGAAGUUUUCUGAGAAAGUUAUUUCCGAGUUGGAGGGUGAAAACCUUAUGCAACAGAUGGAGGUAGAGUUCUUGCUCGAAGAAAUUAGAAAAUUCAAAAUCGGGAUUCAUCAAGUGUUCGGGGCUCUUCAGGUUGAUCCAGAUAGGAGACACAACAAAGGUUUCAAACAAGAGGAAAUUUCCGUAUCACAUAUUUUGAACAAUAUCGAAGGCUUGAAAGGUUCUCUUGUGAAAACUCAGGAAGAGAAGCUGCAACUAUUUGUAGAGAAUUCUGUCCUCGUGACGGUACUUUCGCAGCAAGAAUCUGAGGGAAAAGAACUGGAUUCUAGGAAAAUGACCCUCGAGCAGGAGCUUGAGAACACGAGUGAGUGGAAUGUGAUGUUGCAGGAAGUUAAGCUUGAGCUACUGGAGAUGAACGAGCAACUGAGGUCUGAACUAACCGAGGGAGAAGAAAGGGAAAACGCGUUGAAAUCUGAAAUGGAAGCUCUUUGUAUGAAAUUGGUAGAUUUGCAGAAAACAAAUCUUAUGUUUCAGGAUGAAAAUCGUAAGGUGCUUGAGGAGAAAAAUUCGCUAAUUAAGAGUGUUUCCGAACUCAAAGAUGCCAAGUCUGCUGUUGAGGAUGAGAACAGUGCGAUGUUCGUUGAGGCACUGAAUCUAAAAAGCCUUAGUUUGGUUUACGAGAGCUUUUUCAUUGAAAAGGUCUUAGAACAAAAAGAACUUUCCGAACAUCUGAGCGAUCUCCACAGCAUGAACAACAACCUGAAACAGGAGCUUGGUCUGUUAAGAGAACAGUUUGAGUCGAAAGAAUGGGAGAACGUUUAUCUGAAAGAGAUUCUUGAGGCUAUGGACAAAGAUCUGCGAGAAGCCAAAAAUGCAAAUGACGAUUUAAGUCAUCAAGUUCAAAGUUCAGAGAAUCUUCUUAUGAAGAAGAAAACAGAGCUGUUAGAAAAAGAGGAAAAGCUAAAGGCUGUGGAAAUGUUGAACGCGGAGUUUUGCAGAAAUGUUGAGAAUCUGAAAACGGAGCAACAAGAAUCAAGACUGAUCAAUGAAAAUCUUGGAAAGCAGAUUCUUGAACUAUUGGAAGGUUGCAUGAAUCACAAAAAAGAAAUCGAACUCCUCAACGAAGCAAAUAGAAGUGUCCUGUCAGAGAUGAGAUUAUUACACCGAGAAGUGGAACAACAGAAGGCUAGAGAAAAAACAUUGAGUUCGGAGCUGAUGGAUAAAACAAACGAAUUUCAACUCUGGGAGGCGGAGGCUGCUACGUUCUACUUCGAUCUUCAGAUUUCAUCCAUUAGUGAAGCAUUGUUGGAAAAUAAGGUGAAUGAGCUUACCGGGGUGUGCACGAGGCUUCAAGACGAGAGUGCUGAAAAGAGCUUGGAGAUUGAAAAAAUGACAGAAAGAGUCGGUUUUCUGGAAAGUGAAGUUGGAGGACUGAAGGGUCAUUUGUCUACUUAUGCUCCGGUCAUUCGUUCUUUGGAAGAGGAUUUUGCUUCUUUAGAACAUACUGUUUUUCUAACAAAUAAAGUGUCUGUUGUAUGCAAACAAGAACAAAAGGUUGCUGUAGAAAACAUCGAUCCCGGUGUAACAGAAAACAAGAUACCGGACGGCGUUUCAGAUUUGGUAGGCUUGAAGGCAAGGAUUAGAGCAGUUGAAAGGCGUGUCAAGGAAGAAAAUCUAACGUCUAAAGCCAAUUCAGUAAAAGACUACAGAAAAGUAGAGAAGCUACUCAAGGACGAGAACAUGUUCGAUCUCAACACUUGGAGAACAAAGUCCGAAAAUGGAUCGCUGAUGAAAGAUAUUCCUCUCGAUCAAAUAUCAGACAAUCCAGCUUCUAAGAAUCGCAGGAGAAAGAAUAAUAGCGGAACUGAUGAUGGGAUGCUUGAAUUAUGGGAAACUGCUGAACAUGAUUGCUUUAACGACGGUUCAAUGGUUCGUGAAGCGAUGAAAAGGAAUUCUGAUCCAACCGAGGACAUUAUUACAUGCCAUGAGUCGGACAAUAACUCGGGAAAAUGUCUGAACACCUCUUCAGAAUUGGAGGCAGAAAAGGAAUUGGUUGUUGACAAGCUUCACAUGAUGAAAAGUAUAAAAGACAGAACUCAAGAUGGCAAAAGGAGAAAGCUACUGGAGAGGCUUGCAUCGGAUAAGCAGAAACUAAACGUUCUUAAGAUGACCGUGCAAGAUUUCCGAACAAAAAUGGAGACAAAGAAGAGAGGCAGCAAGAAGGGAGACGACACUGAAUACGAGACAGUUAAAAGACAAAUCGAAGAACUUGAUGGAGCUGUCGUGAAAUUAGCAGAUACUAAUGAUCAACUUACAAAAGAGAUCAAAGAGAGUGUUCCAUCUUCUAGCAGGGAGACUUCGGUGGAGUUGGAAAAGUCUAGACAAAACCAUAGGAAAAGAGUGAUGGAGCAGGCGCGAAAAGGUUCUGAAGAGAUAGGACGUUUGCAGUUGGAGGUUCAGAACAUGCACUGUGUUUUGCUGAAAUUGAGCGAUGAGAAGAAAAACACAGGGAAGAAGAACAAAUUCUCAGGAAAAACAGUGGUGUUUCUGAGGGACUUUAUUCACAUUGGAAAGAAGAGUAGUAGCAAAAAGCACAACAAAGGGUGUUUCUGUGGAUCCACAAAGACUUCAACUAAUGAAGACUAA